Molecule: messenger RNA, 2276 nt
Organism: Phyllostomus hastatus (greater spear-nosed bat)
Lineage: Eukaryota; Metazoa; Chordata; Mammalia; Chiroptera; Phyllostomidae
Gene: MAPKAPK3
Product: MAPK activated protein kinase 3
Exons: 11
Coding region: 208-1362 (384 amino acids)
Biological process (GO): peptidyl-serine phosphorylation; response to cytokine; protein autophosphorylation
Cellular component (GO): nucleus; cytoplasm
Molecular function (GO): calcium/calmodulin-dependent protein kinase activity; mitogen-activated protein kinase binding; calcium-dependent protein serine/threonine kinase activity
Source: RefSeq, a predicted model, not a curated record
GAGUUGGGCUACCAGUCUGGACGCGCGGGGGAGGGGGUGCAGUCACGUGGGUCGCGGGCGGCUCGACUUGCGGCUCUCGGUGCUGUUGGCCGCCGGCUCCCGACCCCGCCGCCCCUGCCCUUCGCCCGCGCCGCCUCCAGGUGCACUACUGUCAGGUGGCCCUGCACGCGCCAGGCUGGGGCCGCCUCUGAGCGCCCCGGGGGGGCCAUGGAUGGUGAGACGGGAGAGGAACAGGAGGGCCCGUUGCCGCGGGCAGGUGCACCUUCCGGACCCGGCCCAGCUGGCUCUCCGGCCCUCGCGGGGCGGCGGGAACCCAAGAAGUACGCAGUGACCGACGACUACCAGUUGUCCAAGAAGGUGCUGGGCCUGGGUGUGAACGGCAAGGUGCUGGAGUGCUUUCACAGGCUAACGGGGCAGAAGUGUGCCCUUAAGCUCCUGUACGACAGCCCCAAGGCCCGGCAGGAGGUGGAGCACCACUGGCAGGCCUCGGGCGGCCCCCACAUCGUGCGCAUCCUGGACGUCUACGAGAACAUGCACCACAGCAAGCGCUGCCUCCUCAUCGUCAUGGAGUGCAUGGAAGGUGGGGAGCUGUUCAGCAGGAUUCAGGAGCGGGGCGACCAGGCUUUCACUGAGAGAGAAGCUGCAGAGAUCAUGCGUGACAUUGGCACGGCCAUCCAGUUCCUGCACAGCCAUAACAUCGCCCACCGAGACGUCAAGCCUGAAAACCUGCUCUACACGUCCAAGGAGAAAGACGCGGUGCUCAAGCUCACCGACUUUGGCUUUGCCAAGGAGACCACCCAGAAUGCCCUGCAGACACCCUGCUACACUCCCUACUAUGUGGCUCCUGAGGUCCUGGGUCCAGAGAAGUAUGACAAGUCGUGUGACAUGUGGUCCCUGGGUGUCAUCAUGUACAUCCUCCUGUGCGGCUUCCCGCCCUUCUACUCCAACACUGGCCAGGCCAUCUCCCCGGGGAUGAAGAGGAGGAUCCGCCUCGGCCAGUACGGCUUCCCCAACCCCGAGUGGUCGGACGUGUCCGAGGACGCCAAGCAGCUGAUCCGCCUGCUGCUGAAGACGGACCCCACAGAGCGGCUGAGCAUCGCACAGUUCAUGAACCAUCCCUGGAUCAACCAAUCCACGGUGGUGCCACAGACGCCGCUGCACACGGCCCGAGUGCUGCAGGAGGACAAAGACCACUGGGACGACGUUAAGGAGGAGAUGACCAGCGCCCUGGCCACCAUGCGAGUGGACUACGACCAGGUGAAGAUCAAGGACCUGAAGGCCUCCAACAACCGGCUCCUCAACAAGCGGAGGAAGAAGCAGGCCGGCGGCUCCUUCGCCUCGCAGGGCUGCAACAACCAGUAGUGCCCGGGCCGCCUGCCUGGGGGACGGACUGCAGUGGACCGAGGCCCUGCCCCAGAGGGCCCAGGGCCGCUUUUUUUUUAAACAAGAGAACUAUUUUAUUGUGUUUUAAUCUGUCACUUACAACUUCAGGAUGGAGGGCUGUGACCCCAAGCCUCCUUAGAGCCCCAGUCCAGGCUCGGGCCGUAGAGGGGGCGGUGCCUGGGGCUGGGGUGCUGCCUGCGGAGUCCGCGGUGCCUGUGCCCAGGGGGGCCUGAGAGCCCCGGCUCUGCCCCGACCUGGGUGUGGCCUUGGACUUGCAGGGCACCUGCGGUUGCAGCUGGGCUUCCCUCCUUCCAUGAAGACACCCCCCUGCGGUGUGGGCUGAUGGGCCUGGCCUUGGGAAAGGCAGCGGGCCAUUGGUUGCCAUGGUGACCAGGGACAGAGUUGCUGUCUGUGAAUGCUGAGUGAGCGAGCAGGGGAGGGAGAAGGGGCAGUUGAGGGUCCUCCGCCUUUGCCUUCUGGGGAGGCCGGUCUUUCUCCCACCACUUCCCCUUCUCAGUCUCAGCCUCUUUGGCCUCCCAGAGGCCACAGGGUCAGUCUGUCUGUCUCCCUGGGUGGUCCAGCCCUAUCUUGCUGCAACCCCAUCCCACAGGACCCGCCAGCCCUUGGAGCUCCUCCUCCCCACUCCCUGGGCCCCACCCUCCGUUACUAGCCCCAACCCAAAGAGUGGCCUCAUCUCAACGGAGGGUGGGAGGUAUUUUUAAUGCUUUUCUACUUUGGAAAAUGUCACUGUGACAAAAACUGGUACAGUUUCUCUGCCUCCACCUCUCCACCUGCCACGGCAUGCCAGGCAGGAGAGCCCCUCUCCAUAACGGUUGGUUCUCCACCCUGCCCCAGUGGACUCCUGGGUGCUUCCGUGAGAGGGGAUAGCGGGG